Messenger RNA from Lineus longissimus, 10467 nucleotides. Its product is annotated as piezo-type mechanosensitive ion channel component 2-like. The record is from RefSeq and is a predicted model, not a curated record. Bases 292 to 8040 code for a protein of 2582 amino acids. Gene Ontology annotation, molecular function: mechanosensitive monoatomic ion channel activity. Gene Ontology annotation, cellular component: membrane. Lineage: Eukaryota; Metazoa; Nemertea; Pilidiophora; Heteronemertea; Lineidae. The transcript has 56 exons.
CAAAUACUUCCGGUGUCACUUCCGCCUUUUAAAAUUUAAAGUCCAUGUUCAAAACAAAACACACAUUUACCGCAUUUACGCAAAGGAUUUUCUUUUCAAUGUGAUGUACUGAAUUCUGAUCUUCAUGUGAUUCAUUUGAAGUGCAACACGUGGAAUACAACAGAUUUUGAUGAAAUUCAUAUUGAUCAUGUGACUAUGUGGUUUCCGUUGAUUUAGCCGGCGGUGAUUGUUGGAUCGUUGUAAAAGUCAUCUGCUGCUUCGAACGUGUGGAAUAGUUGCAUCGUUGACAGGAUGGCGGCAAAUACAUUGGUUGUUCAUGUCCUGUUCCAAGGUUUGCUACCAGUUUCUUUAUUAGCAGCUACAAUUUUCCGAUACAAUGCCUUGUCGUUCAUCUACGGCGUUUUCCUUCUACUCUGUCCACUGCUCAAGGCCCCAACACGCUCACCUAUGCCAGGAUGUUCGAAAGCCUACUUGAUUCUUCUUGUCAUCGCCAGCACGCUCUUCACGAUAGGCCAUGCCGCUUUCCAGGGAUUCCUGCUCUUAUCUAGUAACACCAGCAACGAAAGAUAUGGGUUUCAGUUUACAAAUUGUUCAUUUGAUGAAGCAAUACUCAGACAGUUUGGAUUUCAAUCGUAUAUGAAUGUCUUCUGGCCGGACAUCAUCCGUCACCUGGCACCGGACGUACUCAUGGUCGUUAUAUCUGUGAUAGUCCUAACCCUCUGCAGUAAAUUUGCCAGAACGGAACCAGAGACAGACGCACAACACGUCAGAACACAGAAACGCUCUACGGGCACAGAUAAAGCCUUAAAAAUCAUCGGCGAAGUUUUGACGUUGAUUUUCUUGACCGCCAGUGCAAUUAUUUAUCCCUCCGUGACUUCUGCUGUGUAUUUUGUGUCUUUUAUAUAUAUAGCAACAUGGCUGUCAUGCUAUAAGACGUUAGGAGAGAAAUUUGCUGGAUUUCGAAUAUUUCUGUUACUUUACAGUGGACUACAUCUUCUUACAUUACAUUUGUACCAGUUUCAGUUCUUUCAAGAGUUACUUCCGUACGAAUCACUCUAUGCCAGACUUUUUGGUCUCACCAAUAUAGUCCAAACUGACUGCUCAAUCCCUGCUGAACUAGUCCUCUGGCAGCCUGUCAAAUGGACAUAUAUCGUUAGUCCUUGUGUGAUCCUUAUACUCUACUGGGUGUUAGCCUGCGAUGCUAGGGCAUAUCGUCAUAGAAAGGACCAUGUGAUUGAAGAAGAUCCUCAACCUGAUGAAUCAGUUCGAGCUGAUCUCAACAUUCACUCAUCACGAGUCAGUCACCACCGUAAGAAAGGAUUACUGCGCCGAUCAGCAUCAUCGGGAUCCGAACACCAGGAAGUUCUUGAGAAGCCUCGUACUCAACCCCCAGAAAUAAAAUUCAAGAACUUGAACACGAGUCUGAUGGAAGAUGCCGAACGCCAAUCAAAUUACGAUACGUUGACCCCAGUUACGGAUAUGGUACAAGAUGGCGCUCCAGAAGAUGCUGCGUCAAACGAGAUCACAGAGAUCCCGGAGGAAGAAGAAGAGAAGGAGGGGCCGAAGAAGAAGUUGAUCUUGGUCACGAUUGGUCAUUUCAUUUUGAGCCAGAGUUACGUGGCGACCCUGAUUGUUAUGAUGGCGUGGAGCAUCACGUACCACUGCUGGCUGACCUUUGUCUAUCUCCUCGCUGCCUGCAUCAUCUGGAUGAUACCAAAACCAAAUCGUGUCGUUCUCAACCUCUCGCCCAUUAUCCUAGCAUACGCUGAAAUCCUCAUCAUCAUCCAGUACAUCUAUGGCCUCAACCUCACUAGCGCUGAGCUGCCAGAGAAGAUUGAUAAUUUUGACUUGGCGGCGAUUGGUCUGAUUAAGUAUGAGUAUCCAUGUGGGGCGUUAGCUGUCCAGGUGGCUUUCACGGUGAUGUUUUGGCUGAACCUGUGUCAGUUUAUGCGCGAGAGGUACCAGCGGCAACAAGUACUAUCUCACCAGGGGGUGCCACUGCAGACGGUCUCCGUCGAGAACUCGCAGCCCUCCAAUCAACUCCUUCCAGACACUGCAAGUCCCGAGGACAGUGUCAGCGGUAAAGACAAUCCACGGCUUCUCGCCAUAGGGGAGGUGGUCUGGAAGCUGCUAUCACGCUAUUGGAUCCUCAUCUGUAUCGGCAUGUUCCUUGUCCAGACGUUACAGCCAGAUGUCGUUGUCUACAGAAUCAUCUACAUGGCGUUUUUCCUCUAUUUCUUGGUCACCUUCCAGUUAUGUUAUCGCUGGUGGCGUUUAUCACUUCUUGCCUUCUGGUGGAUCAUCAUCAUCUACUCCAUGCUCGUCCUCUGCAUCAUCUACACAUAUCAAUUCGAGGACUUCCCUGAGUAUUGGCACAACGGCACGGGACUUUCUAUGCAGCUCCUCCAUGAUCUUGGUCUUCAACAGUACGAUACGGCCACCCUGUUUGUCAAGCUCCUGACACCAACCGCCUUCUUAAUCGUCAUCAUUCUCCAAGUGAAUUACUUCCAUCAGACGUUCAUGAGUCUUACAGCUCUGGAUCGAUACAAAAACAGGAGCAGAAGGCGCCAUGGAACAGGUUCUGAUCUCGAAGCGUCGCAGGGUUCGCGAGCUGGGCAUGAGGAUGAUGACCAUGACCAGAGCCACGGGACUGAUCCCGAGCGCCGGUACUCCAUGGCUAGGAGAGAAAAAUAUUCUCUUGCAGAAAUGUUUGGGAUUGAAGGUUUUACGAGGGAUGCGGAGAAAUUCAUGGGCUUCAUGAUGAAGAAUACGAACAAGUUAUGGAAACUUGCCCUGUGGAUUGUCUGGCGACUAUUAGAGAUCCACGUCUUUAAGCUGGUCGUUUUUGCCAUCAUUAUGGUCUGUGUGUUUGAGGUGACGGCCAUCAAUUUUCUGUUCCUGCUCUUCCUGGCCAUCCUCACGCCUAUUGUCCAACUACGUGCCUUAUUGUCUGGGAUCUGCAUGAUCUGGGCAUCCCUCGUCAUUCUUGCCAAGAUGACGUUCCAGCUUCAUAUCUUAGAUACAGCGUAUUGGCUGUCCAACUGUUCAUCCGUGCACCAGUACCGAAUGUUUCACUCUCACAUGUACGAUCAUAAAAACGAAGAUAACUUGACAAUAACCCAGCAUGGAAGGCUGCAGGUAACCUCAGGAAAUAGUAGUUACCCCUUCAAUGAGACCAUCGAUAACGCUAAAUGGGUCGGUCUGGAGAAAAGGGAGAAUAUAGCACUCUAUGUUGUGGGCCUAGUCUGUCUCAUCCUUGCACUUGGAUUCGAAGCUGUCGUGAAGAUUCACCAGAAGCAAAUUUCCUACAAUCCCGAGGUCCCACGUCCAAAGCCUGGCAUCAUCUUCCCCGAUACUCGUAGAGAGGACGCGGACAAGGGCAUCAUACCAUGUCUCAAGUUCUUCACGAAUUAUUUCUUUUAUAAGUUUGGUCUUGAGGCGAACUUUAUGAUGAUAGCGAUCACGAUUGUCAUCCGCGGUGACUCGUAUGCUGUGAUGUACGCCGUCAUACUCGGCAUUCUCCUGAUUUGUUCUCGGCGAGCUUGUGCCAGAUUCUGGCCCGUACUUAUCAUCAUUCUCGUCAUUGUCCUCAUCCUGCAGUACGCAUCAUGCUUAGGACUUCCACCCGGUCUGUGUAUAGAGUACCCAUGGACAGCAGCCAUUCACACCAUUCUCGAGCAGUGGAUGAAGCUACCAGACUACGAGCACCCACCAUAUGCAAAGAUCAUGCUAGCUGAUUUCUUUACUUUCCUCUUUGCCUGCCUUCAAUGGCGUGUUUUCAAGAUUGAGAGAUCAGCGUUGCGUGAUAUCUAUGGCGGAGGUGACAACACCGCUCUGACGGGUGAUAUUGAUGAAAGUGAACCCAACCCUACUCAAGAUUUCAUUUCACAAAAGAUGUCGUUACUAGACUACAGCAAAUCGUUUAUUUUCCUCCACAUGUUCUGGCUGACCCUGCUGGCCAUCUUCGUCACCGCGCUCCAGCGCGUCAGCCUCUUCUGUCUCGGAUAUAUGAUCGGAUGCUUCGCCAUCUUAUGGUUUGGACAAAAUCUGCUUUUACGGCCGAGAACCAAACUUCUCAGGGUUUGGGGUUUCCUUCUAGCUUACAACUAUACAGUGAUUCUAUGCAGAACAUUCUUACAAGUGAUAGGUUGUGUGUACUUCAAAGCCCUCCAUACAGAAUACUGUCCUGUCACUCAACUCCUGACUCUCGUGUGCCAGUCGGGGGCAAAUCAAGUGGCUGACGACAGUUAUGAACCGAAAUGUGAAGACCCAGAUGGUGGAGGUCUUGGAUGGGAUGUUGUCUGUUUGGUAUUCAUUUUGAUACAGCGGCGGGCGUACUGCACACAUUACUUCAGACACGUUGUGAUUGAGUUAGAAGUUCAGAACAAACUCUCUUCAAGAGGUGCCCAGUUGAUCAAUUGUCGCCUUGUGAAAGAGGUGCGAGACUACCAUAGGAAGGAGGCGGAACAUCUGGCAAAGAUCAAGAGAAAGAUGGACAUGCUGAAGAAGAAACAGGAGGAAUCGCAUGAGAAAGCGCUAUUUACGUCUAAAGAUCAUUAUAAAAUCAUCCGGUCCGGCGACUAUCAAUUAUUUGAGGAUGUUGAUGAAGAAGAUACAUUCUGGGAUGAAGAGGAGGAAGAAAAACCGAAGGACAAGAAAGCUGGACCGCUACAGCCGCUCUCACCGCUUGCAAUAAUGAAGUCAGUUCUGAGGUUUUUCACACCAGCAAUGGUCUGGAAUGUAUUGAACGCGGCACUAGAGGGCGGUACCAAAGCCGGCCUUGAGGUGGCCAAACAAGAGAAGGUGAAAGCUCUUGAAGAAGAAGCAGUCGCUAAGGAACCAAUGAAAAAAACCCGGACCUCAAGUUCAGCUUCUGAUCGGGACAAACCAGUGAUGGAACGAGCGCCAGAGGUUGUAGAAGAUCAACCAACAGGAGAAGAGGCUCCCAAAGAGAAGUCAACUGAUGGUGGUGAGGAUACCGAUGGGGAGGUUUCCAAAUCUGGAGCAGACGGUGUAGAUGGUAUAGACGGUGUAGAUGGAGUAGAUGAGCAAGAGACAGCAGACGCCGUGACUGAUGUGGAUGAAGAUGAGGAGAGUAAAGUUGAAGAGACGUGUUAUGGCAAGAUAAAGAACACAUUCUUCCUAAUCUGGGCGUUGUUUAUCAGCCUCAUCGAAAGCUUCAUCAAACUCCUCAACAGGAUUUCAUUCGACUAUCGUGUCGUCGCCAACCAGCUCGAGAUCGAGAAACGGGAGGAGAAAGAAAAGAUUGCCCUUACAAAGGCGUGUGCCGAGCCAAUCACAGAGGUCAGCGAAGAUGAGGCUGUUGAAAGAGAGGCUCCCAGGGCCGAGUCGGAGACAAUGGAUGAUGAGGACUCUAGUGAAAUCCGAGAGGUAGAAAAGAGGAAGGCAGCAGGGCCAGGAAAGGAGGUCACAGUUAUCACACCGAUAAAGGGCGAUUAUGUCGAUAUUGAUGAGAUAGAAAUGUAUGAUGGAAUGGAUGAUGUCGACGAGGACGUCACCGAGAUUGAAAAAGAACCCGAACGUCUGCUUAUAUUCCGCCUGAUUCUUGCCAUCUAUCAUGCUGUGGUAUCACGAUCAGAAAUCGUCUGUUAUUUUGUCAUCAUCCUCAACCAUAUGAAUUCGGCGAGUUUGUUGACCCUCGUCAUCCCCAUGUCGAUUUUCCUGUGGGCGAUGUUGUCAGUACCGAGGCCGUCCAAGAUGUACUGGACAUGUGUGAUUACUUAUAUAGAGGGCAUCAUGUUGAUCAAGUACCUAUUCCAGUUUGAAUUCUUCCCCUGGAACGAGGCGGGGAAAAAGAACUUACAAAGUGGUCCAUUCUGGCCUCCGCGAAUCAUCGGCAUCGAGAUGAGGUCAGAUUUCGCUCUCUACGACCUGGCAUUACUACUCUGUAUAUUCAUUCACAGGUCUAUUCUCAAAAGAUACGGUUUGUGGAAAGAUGCUCACGACGCCACAGCUGAACUCGAAAAGUACAAAGGUUCAAGAUCAACGAUACAGUCGCUUACCCCCGAGAGGCGAUCGAUGUCUAAACACAGCACCCCAGAGAAGGGGACGGGAGCUAAUGGGGGGCCCGAGGGGGAGAUAACUGAUGGGGAACAACCGCUGUCUCUGGAUGAGGUUAAUGAAAAGGAGGAAGGAAAAGCAAAGAGGAGUUCUGAGCAACGUUUCGAGGACUGCAUAAUGAGGUGCUGCUCAUCCUUCUUCCAACCUUGGCGGGAAUUCUUCACCAACAUGACAUGUGGCAAAUUCCGUACGAGAAUCGAUGUCUACACCGUUAUUUUCUUCUGCGACAUUGUGACUUUCCUUAUUGUCGUCUUUGGUUAUAGUUCAUUCGGACCAGCGUCUGCCGGUGAGGGUGGUGAUGUCAACAGUUUCCUAUCGGAAAACAAGAUUCCUGGUCCAUUCCUUGCCAUGUUAUUGAUCCAGUUCGUAUUCAUUGUGAUCGAUCGUGCCCUCUACCUCAAGAAGUUUGUGCUCGGAAAGUUUGUGUUCCAGAUCACGCUCGUGAUCGUGAUCCACCUGUGGAUGUUCUUCAUCCUGCCUCUUACCACGGAAAGGAAAUUUGUUGACAAUUUGGCAGCUAAGUUGUGGUAUUUCACCAAGUGUGUCUACUUUGGUUUCUCAGCAACGCAGAUAACGUCAGGAUACCCUACGAGGAUUCUGGGUAAUAUCUUGACCAAGGGUUAUUCAAUGCUCAACAAAAUUGCCUUCAAAAUAUUUUUAGCCAUCCCGUUCUUGCUUGAGUUACGUACUCUGAUGGACUGGAUUUGGACCGAUACCACCCUUGAUCUACUCUGCUGGCUGACCAUGGAGGAUAUCUUUGCCAAUAUCUUCUUGCUGACCUGCGAGAGACAUGUUGAGGCAAACUACCCCACCGCCCGUGCAGUCAAAAAGCGUGGCCUGAUGAAAUUCCUAAUCGGAGGCAUCCAACUGGCUGGUAUCAUCUUCAUCAUUUGGUUCCCGCUGCUGUUGUUUUCGCUGGCGAGUGUAAUCUCUGUGCCUUACCCACCUUAUGACUGUACCGUGCAGAUUAGAAUUGGCGGAUAUGAGCCAAUCUUUCAAAUGAGUGCCCAGCAGCAAUUUAUAAAUACGGUUACUCCUACUGAGUUUGAUAAUUUGAAAUUCAAGUACACAGCUCAAGGGGAUGAUAAGGGAGCAGUCGGCUUCUUCACCAAUUACGACAACACUGAUGUGCGCGUCAUCACGAUCCUUGGUAACUCCUCCUCCGCCUGGAGUAUCAGCUCGCCAAGUCAGAAGGCCCUCAGAACCGAUCUCCUCUCUCCUAACCCUAUCAAUGUCUAUUUUGACAUAUCAUUUACGAGAGAAGUGAGCAUGACGAAAGAUGCGGCCGUGACUGCCCGGCAUCAGGCCAUCACCCCACUGGCUCCAGGCAGUCCGACACGAGAAAAAAUAGCGCACAUGUUAGACCCGGGUUCUGACAGUAAGGGAGCGGUAAAAAUCAUGGAGCUGUUCCCGCGAUUCUAUAGAGUCUACUCAAACGGGGAGGCAAGACCCGCUCGCCAGUUACUUGAUAAUGUGAUACAUCUAAGUAACGCAACUCUGCAGUUACGUAACGGAGCAAUAGAUGUCGCCAAUGUAUCAGUGGAGCAGCAGUGGUGGGAGGUGCGCGAGUUGAUGCAGGGGACACUAUUCCUACCGGAUUCAAAAGCACCAGAGGUUCCUACGACAAGUUUGACUGUUGUGGCCUUCAGUGAUCGAGCUAGUCCUCAAGUGCUUUCAUUUAUUCCUGGUUCAGGAACAAUUAUAGGAAUUUAUGUGUCAUUUAUUCUCUUGAUUGGCAAAUUCUUACGGACUAUGUUCACGGGCAUGAAGGAGGAUGCGAAGUACCGUCAAAUGCCCUACGUGGAUCGGAUACGGGAGUUGUGCUUCAAUAUCUAUCUCGCCCGAGAGUCACAUGACUUCGCCCUUGAGGAGGAACUUUUCGCCAAACUCGUGUUUGUGUAUCGAUCACCAGAGACGAUGAUUAAGUGGUCACGAUACCCGAAGGAGAAGACUGAGUAGCAACAGAAACGAUUUGGAAUGUUGGCCCUGAAAGGGCGACGUGAUCAUUAGCAAAGCCCAGCAGUCUCACUGUGAGAAUCACUUGAGUGAAUUGAUAAAGACGAAGAAUAGCUCAGAUUGGCACCUGCUCAGUGGCUCUCACUCCUACUGGUGGGUUGGGGCUUGAUCUUUUAAAGUUAAGAAAAAGUUGACAUGAGAAUAUUUGAGUUUUUCUGAAAUCUACAUUCUUUAAAGUACUCAAUGGAGUAUCAGUCUCACCAGGCACUUAUCAUCAAUGUGAAGGUCACAUUAUUAUAUAUUAUAUCAUGGAAUGAGUUUGAUUUCACCUAACUUGAUUCAAAUCCUGUGUAAACUUCAUGUAACAAGAUAUCCAUUAAUGUACAUAACUUCCACAAACUUAAGACGAUACGGAUUGUAUUUGUAACCUGGUAGACUUUUUUGUAAAUUUGUAGAUAUUGUAAGAUAAUACAGAUAAUUUUCUUGCUAAAAUCAUGUUUCAAAGCCACUACUCUUUCACCAUUACACUUGCUUCCUCAAUUUAUGUGUCAUCGCUGAAAUUACUUGCUCAAAUAUCUAACUGUUGUUACAAUUAUUCACCCUCUGUCUCUUGAAUUUCUCCAAUACAGAUACAGUGGAACCCCGUAAAAAGCAAAACAAGAUGAAGGCAUUUAAAGCCAAGUCGUUUAUACUUCAGCCGACCUGAAGUUGAUCUAAAAUGCUGACACCAGCCAAUAAGUUAGUCAGUUGCAUCAGAUGCAGUCAUUUGGGAAAAGGGGGGUGCGAUCUUGGAACUAUGAGGGUCGGAUUCCAUUCUUGAUGUUUUCCGUUAAGUUUCGGGCAACUGGAAGUUCGGUCAAAUCAUUCACAUGAAAAGGUUUGCCUCAAUUUCAGGUCGGCUCUAAAUGUGUCUUGUGAUAUGCGAUCCUAGUCUGCUAAACCUGAAUCUUAAUUCUCCAGGCAAGUGUUGAAAUGACCAGUGUGAAAGUAAAUGUAGUCGCUCAGGAGAAGAAGUCCUGCCCUAUUGUUCAAUCUUGGAGAAGGUCUUGGAAUACGAUCUUUUGUGGAAUCCUAUUCCUAUGACUUGCAACCCAAAGGACUAUAAUCCCUUUUACACCACACCAGGCUAACAGUGGAGUAAACCCUGUGAAAAUGUUGUUUGCGAUGUGUGAUUUGGUGCACAGCAUAUGCAUGAGGUUUAUGUGGCCAGGUUGAAUGGAUGGUAGCUAUGAUUCUGUUGUCGUGCUAAAGUGUGCAUGUCAAAGAGUUUCAGUUGAGUGGUAGUCAAGGUUACUAGUAUGUGUGUUUUGUGAGUAGUUGCUGUGACUGUGUGAUCGUUUAGACUCCCCUCCAGGUUCUUUUCUGUUUUGUGUGGCCUUAUUCUCUGAGUAUUGAUGCUUGAUUGGUGCACGCAGAGUGUUUGAAAUGUCUGUCUUGUCGGUAUCCACACCUCUUCUGUCCCAGAUUGUCAAGUUCAGUGUGUGUAUUGGUUAAUUCAGAUCGUGCUUGUAGACUUGGAGCGUAAUGCCAGCACACACGAUCAAAUUAUGAAAAUACUGAUUCAGGUCAGGUACUAUGCCUUGAAAGUAAUGGUCCACAUGUAUAGACCGAAAUCAGCAUUAUCAAAAAAUCAGAUAACAAAUUUGAUCAUGUGCAAAAAGCAUAAAGAUGUUUGUUUGCCUUGGGAAUUAAAUGUUCAGGGUUAAUUUGGAGCAGGAACUGAACAUGAAUGUGACACAUUGUAUUCUAAGUACGUAGUCCAGUUCCAUAUAAGUGUAACAUUUUCAUGAAUAUUCACAUGUCUUUCAAAGUUUUCUUGUGGAGUGUUAGGUGACACUGACACUACAUGUAUUUAUGAUGACUUGCCAUCACUCUAUGCUUGUUGAAAACGACACUGGACGUGGUCAGUAUCUUACUUCUAAUGCUGCGUUCAGAUACAAGAAUUGUUCAAUCAAGACUUUGCUAUAUUAUCUUAAUUAACGUUUAACUAUGAAUUUAACAAAACACAGAUUUGUACUUAACCAAAAUAUAGCCUAAAGUAUCUAUGAAGAGAAAUUCAUCUAUGUAAAGUUAUUUACAUGUUUAAAACAUGUAGGCUGAAUUACUUUCUGGUUGAAUGAACUAUAUCACAUCAUAUAGCGCCCCUAGAUCACUUAUAGAGUCUCGCAUAAUUGUCAAUUCUAAAUUUGUUGUGUAUGCAAUUAUGAAAUCUCAUCAAAUUCACAAGGUUUUGUAAGAUGACCAUGACUCAGUCAAUGGAGCAGAUACAUUAUAUUUGAGAUGUCAAUUCUAAAAUCAUGUGUGUAUGCAAUUCGAAUAUUUGAUUUCAUAUGAAAAGCUAACAUUGGCCUUAUGUAAGUGUCUUUAUCUCGGCCUGUGACUCUUGAAUGUGUGUUUGUUAUAAAAUAAAUCCGGUCGGUGCUUUGAAAA